Messenger RNA from Pestalotiopsis fici W106-1, 1608 nucleotides. RefSeq lists its product as uncharacterized. The record is from RefSeq and is a predicted model, not a curated record. Lineage: Eukaryota; Fungi; Ascomycota; Sordariomycetes; Amphisphaeriales; Sporocadaceae. The transcript has 2 exons. Bases 1 to 1608 code for a protein of 535 amino acids. Gene Ontology annotation, molecular function: oxidoreductase activity.
AUGAAUAGUUUAUUACGUCUAGCCGCCGUUUCUUGCGGCUUAUUAGCCACUGGAAUUAAUGCACUGGCGAUCCGAGAGGAUGCUGAUAGCACAAGUUCCUGUCGCAAGACCCAGGUCGCCGUUCUCGGCGCCGGUGUCGCUGGCAUCACAGCCGCCCAGGCCUUGUCCAAUGCCUCAGUCACAGAUUUCCUGAUUGUCGAGCGCCAAGACCACAUUGGCGGCAGAGUUUCGCAUACGAGCUUUGGCUACCAGGCCGAUGGCAGCCCCUAUACCAUCGAGCUUGGUGCCAACUGGAUUCAGGGCUUGGGCGCCGACGGUCCCGAGAACCCCAUUUGGACGUUGGGCAAGAAGUACAACCUUACCAACACGUACUCGAAUUACAGCUCAAUCCUCACAUACGACGAGACUGGUUAUACUGAUUUCUCGGAUCUAUUGGACGUCUGGGAUGAGAUUUACGAUGUCGCCGAGGACGACUCGGGAGUCAUGCUGACCAACAAUCUGCAAGACUUUGACGCCCGCACCGGUUUCCGUCUGGCCGACUGGAAGCCAAAGAAGGAUAUGCACAAGCAGGCAGUCGAGUGGUGGAGUUGGGAUUGGGAGACGUCGUACUCGCCCGAGGCCAGCAGUUUCGUCUUUGGUAUCGCAGGUUCCAACGUCACCUUUAACCAAUUCGGCGACGCCAACAACCUGGUCGUCGACUCGCGUGGUUUCAAUGCCUUCAUCAUUGGCGAGGCCAGCACGUUCCUGGCCGACGACGACGAGCGUCUUUUGCUCAACUCGACUGUUACUGGCGUCAACUACUCGACAGACGGUGUGGUUGUUGAGCUUGCCGACGGCAGCUGCAUUGAGGCUGAGCACGCCAUUUCCACCUUUUCUCUCGGUGUCUUGCAGAACGACGUGGUCGAGUUCACACCGGCUCUGCCUCGCUGGAAGCAAGAAGUGAUUGAGCAGUUCCAGAUGGGCACAUACACCAAGGUCUUUAUGCAGUUCAACGAGACGUUCUGGGACGCAGACACUCAGUACUUUUUGUACGCUGACCCCGACACUCGUGGUUACUACCCCGUGUGGCAGUCCCUCUCCACCGAGGGUUUCCUGCCCGGCUCCAACAUCAUCUUUGCCACCGUCGUUGGUGAUGAGUCCUACCGUAUUGAGCAGCAGGAUGACGAGGUCACAAAGGCCGAAUGCAUGGAGGUCCUGAAGGCCAUGUUCCCUGAUAUUGAGAUUCCCGAACCAAUUGCUUUCCUGUACCCCAGAUGGAGUCAAGAGGAAUGGGCAUUUGGAUCCUACAGCAACUGGCCCGCCGGUCUGACUCUCGAGAAGCACCAAAACCUGAGGGCCAACGUCGACCGUCUGUGGUUCGCCGGUGAGGCUCAGUCGGCAGAGUACUAUGGUUUCCUACAGGGAGCCUGGUUCGAGGGACAAGAGGUCGGCAUGCGCGUCGCUUCGGUCCUCGGCGCCAACCAGACCUACGGCGACAGUAACGCCACAAUUCCCGGCUACAUGACGAGAUAUGAGGUCCUUCACGGCACAACCAACGUGACCGAGUACAAUGCCGCCAAUGGCUGGCCGGUCAGCAGUUUCAUCCUAUAUGAGUCGGAUGACGAGUAG